This is a messenger RNA of Sphaerodactylus townsendi, 1627 nucleotides long. RefSeq names its product transmembrane protein 125 (gene TMEM125). The transcript is spliced from 2 exons. The record is from RefSeq and is a predicted model, not a curated record. NCBI's taxonomy places the organism in Eukaryota, Metazoa, Chordata, Lepidosauria, Squamata, Sphaerodactylidae. Bases 529 to 1206 code for a protein of 225 amino acids.
ACUAGGAAAGGAGGCUGGGACUGGCACCUGUUGCUUGACGGGCAGACUCAGGAACAACAGAAGAGAAAAGAUUUAAUGUUAUCCUCAGGCCACAUCCUGAGAAUUGUUCCGGUAAGCAGCUCCUAGGACAAGAGACUGUUGCUUAAGAAGUCUAGAAAACUUGAGCAAGAAAAUGUCCAGUCCUCCAAGAUGAAUCAGCUAUAGAUAAAUGUCAGGAACCUGGCAAGCUUAGCAGCAAAAGAGCUACAGGACGCUCCCAAGCUUUUACUUCUUGCCUCAGGCCCAACAGUUCCACAUCCUUGGUGUACCGGAUCCAACAAGGGCCAAUCCCUUCAGACUGAUGCAUCUCACAGGAAAGAAGUGAAGGGAAGUUAAAGAACUGAAGGGAAGUGAAAGAAGUGAAGUCUGAAUCUUCUCGCUUUGGGAAAUGACGCACUGAUCUUGCUACAUUCCUAAAAGCUACUAGAAGUUGUGGCUGUGGCUGUACUGCAUUGUCAAUUGUGUGCAUGAGCUGAUCUCGUGCCUACCAUGCCUGAACUAGAGCAACUGGGUAUAUCUAGACCACCUGCCAAUGCUGGCCAGAUCCAGAGGAACAUCUUGGAGGAACAUGUGGAGUUGUGGUGGUUCCAGCAGCCUAGAAAAUCUUUCCUUUGUUAUGGGGUGGCUGUUGCACUCAUCCUGGCCUGUGGGGUAGGUGGCAUUGCCUUGCUGUACAGUACUAGCAGCCGUUCUGGGGAAUGGAGACUAGCAGUGGGCACCACACUCUGCCUACUGGCACUCUUGGUGUUACUGAAGCAGCUGUUGAGCUCAGCCAUCCAGGACAUGAAUUGCAUUCGCAACCGGGAACAGGUCGAACUGCUAAAGAGCGGCGGUGCCUCAGACUGUGCUGUGCUGCUCUUGACAGCCCUGGUGCUACUGGUGUGUGGCACUGUCCUUACUGCACUUUCCUACACUACUACCCCUAAUGGCAGCACCCCUACUACCACUCAACCGCUUGCCAACAUGUUCAUCAGUGGUAUUGUGCUCACAGCUUCAGGAGCUAUCCUCUUGCUCAGUCUACUUCUUUAUUUGACAUUCACCUCUUGUCGCGCAACCACAUCUCACAUCCGGAAUGCUGGCAAUGACAGGGCCCUCUUCACAAUAUCAGGACGCAUUGCAGCCAGUCAGCAGCUCACCUCUACCUCCAGCACAGCCAACCUUAUUUAAGCAAUAGCUGCUGCUUCUGACAGAGGAUACAGAAUUGGCAUUUGCACUUUAUUUCACACCAACCAGCCUAAAAGACAGGCCGUUUCCUACAAUGUGAUAGAACUUCACGACAAAGUUGUGGUGCCACAAGGGCAACCUGGGCUUGCCAACCAGACAUUACAACCCACAAAAAUAUCUUACUGUUGAAUGUGGAAUUGGUCUUGUGUGAGUGGAAGAACAGCCAUCAUUCCAAAUGAAUGGUUUCUGGCAUAAGAAUAGUCUCCCAAGUAACCGGCGGUUGCUAAAUUCAGAGGGAUGUCAAGUUUCACCAGUUUCUCUAAAAAUCCAGCACACUCCCAGCUUGACUUGUGAAGAACCCCUGGCCAUCGCGCCCUCAUUUUCACAUGUAGCUUUGCAGUUAAAAGCCUAGAAACAUGCUUGA